Esox lucius (northern pike) is the source of this 1500-nucleotide messenger RNA. RefSeq names its product ER membrane protein complex subunit 7 (gene emc7b). The transcript has 5 exons. The coding region runs from base 138 to 869 and encodes 243 amino acids. Gene Ontology annotation, molecular function: carbohydrate binding. Gene Ontology annotation, cellular component: EMC complex. The record is from RefSeq and is a predicted model, not a curated record. NCBI's taxonomy places the organism in Eukaryota, Metazoa, Chordata, Actinopteri, Esociformes, Esocidae.
UUUUUGUAUGUGCGUUACGUCACCAUUUCCCGACGGUAGAGACAGCUGAUGCAAAACAUAGCUCGUCUGCUACAUGAUUUUAGUGACUGUAAUAGUUAUUUACGAAUAGAAAACUGACCGAAAUACUGCAAGAAAUUAUGUUACUGCAGAGCAGACUUUCAGAAUCAUGUAUUUUGCUACAAGUUAUGUUUGUUUUAGGAUGCUGUUUCAGUGAUAUGGAUUCGGGGCCUAUCGGUAUGAGUGGAUCUGCUCAACCAAAUGGGGAUCGUUUUAAAAUUGAGGGUCGCGCAAUUGUGCCUGGGGUGAAAACACAAGACUGGAUUUCGUCAGCUCGAAUUAUGGUCGAUGGAGAGGAGUAUAUAGGCUUUUUGAGAACUGAUGGAAGCUUCACGGUCAAUGACGUUCCCUCAGGAUCCUACGUUGUGGAAGUGGUCUCACCAGCAUACAAAUUUGAAGCAGUCCGCGUAGACAUCACAUCAAAGGGGAAAAUGAGGGCCCGUCUUGUGAACUUCAUCAAGACAUCCGAGGUAAUCCGUCAGCCUUACCCGCUGCAGUUGAGGUCCUCUGGGCCACAUACCUACUUCAUGAAGAGAGAGACCUGGGGUUGGACCGACUUCCUCAUGAAUCCCAUGGUCAUGAUGAUGGUUCUUCCCCUACUGAUUAUCGUCCUGCUGCCUAAGGUUGUCAACACCAAUGACCCUGAGAUGAGGAAGGAAAUGGAGCAGUCCAUGAACAUGCUAAACCCCAACCCCGAGCUACCUGACGUGUCUGAGUUUAUGACGAAGCUGUUCUCCGGAUCCAAGGGCUCCAGCAAUCGGGCUGUUGGAGCCAGUAAGACUAGCGGUCGGCCCGCGGUCAAGAGGAGGUAGUAGCAGAGUCUGCCUGAAGGAGCGCUGUAGUUGGUCAGGCCAUGGAAAUAAUAAGAAUAAUAAUACAGUUUUUAAAGAGCUUUUUCAUUCGCCUGUUGUACAGUUGUUUUUGAGAGGAGGCUUUUCUUUCUUGUUUAAGAUACAAGUCUGGACGUCUGACGCAAGUGGAAUGACCGAGGACAUGAGAAGGCUUGAAGUUGUUUCGUUUUUUUCUGCACUGCCCUGUUAAAACCCUUCAACUCGACAAGAAAGGAAGAUUUUACUCCUCAUUUAAUGUUUUGCGUUGUACCUGUGAGUGACUCUGUCAUGCCUGCUUCGCCCGUUCAGCUCUCCAUUGAUCAGCCUCGAUCUCCUUUGAUAGAUAGUAUAAUAUAACAUUUACUGUCGCUAUUCCUUUGGUGUAUCAUAUUUACUGCUGCUGCAUUUCAGAAUCAUAUGUCAAUUCUAAUUCUUCCACUACUUGAAUGAGAGCUUAUAUCAAUAUUCAGAGAUUUUCUUCUUUUUUUUUUUUCUCUCUUUUUUUUUUGUUGAGUAAUACGACUGUGAAUGGACUGUAAAAUGGAUUCAAUUUUAAUUAUUAAGAAAAAAAGUACUUAUUUAAAUACCAAGGUAAAUAAAAUUGUAGAUGGUA